UUAUUAUGUCUUGUAAAUCAAGCGCUGAAUGUAGCUAUUCCACUAUUUCAACAUACUACAUUGACAAAUAUUUCAAAAUAUCACUAUUAUGUUUGGUAUAUUUGGACUAUUGAUUCUUAUUGCUGUGAAUGCCGAAGUUCUCUUCGCAGAGUACCCGGCGUGUGGUAGUCUUGACGAUGAAAUAACUGAGGCUGGGUUGGAAGAAAACAUAGACGGUCAUGUAACCCGAUUAUUGGAACUUGGAAAUUCGAAUGGCGGGUGGGCAAAUACUCCAGAAGUCUUUCUCAGUAUACAAUUAACUGAGCCUGCGUCCUUUUCAAACUUGGAUAAAAGUAUAAGAAGGAUGGAAGAGGAAAUCCAAGAUGGGAUAUCGAGCAUUACCAUCGGAGAAUUGGCUCAAUACAUGUUGGCAGUAAAGUCCGCUUGCAAGAAUACCAGCAGUUUUGGCGAAGUGAAUCUAAAGAAGAAAUUACUGGAAAAACUUAAAGGAGAAUUCUAUCGCAACGGCAUUCAACUUUCAACUCCUGAGGAUGGAUGGUAUGGUGUCUUUCUUGCAACUGAAGCAUAUUGUGUUAGCCAGGCACAGUCGCCAGGAGACGAGUUUAUUCAUCGAAUCUUACAUGCACAAAAUAGAGAUGGAAGCUUUGGAAACUCGGCAUCAAUAGAUCACACUACUAGGGCUAUGAUGGCUUUGCUUUGUUUGUCAAGAAUAAAUGCAAUUUCCUCAACUCAGCGUGAACAAGUGAAGAAUUCUUUAAAUCUGGCAACCCAGUUCUUAAGGUCAAAGAUCACGACGGAAAGAGACGAUGUUUGGUUCGGCGACAAGUACGCGACUCCUGCUGGUGUGCUAGCGAUAAAAGAACAUACGGAGUGGGCAGAGAAUGCCUGGCGAUGCAGACUUAUGAUGAGAAGUUUAAAUCGUCAGCAGAGCGAUACAGAAGGAGAAUCUGCAAUAUCGCAAAGACUACUCGCAUUAAAAGGAGUCAGCUAUUUAUCGAUGUUGAAUGUCGAUUACAGCUGUAGCAAUUCAGAAGGAACAAUACAGGACAAUACCAUAGAGACAAGUCUUGGGGAAGAUCCUUCUCCUAUUCAUUGUAGUCAGGAAGAAAACGGCCAAUCAAAUUUUCUAUUCUCGAAACCAGCAAUCGAUAUUGAUAUCGCGAUCCAAUCUGAUAUUUUACCAAAUGUCAUCACUGAAAAUUUGGAUGCAAAAGUUGUGACUCUUGGUGACGUCAUAAAAGGCAAAACUCUACUUGAAUUAUUGACAACAGCACAGUGCCGUGGCUUGCUAACUUUCAAAUCGGAGAAAACCGGAUGGGGAGAAUACAUCACUGCAAUCGACGGAAAGCAAGCAAACAGCGAAAAUAAAGAAUAUUGGUCAAUUCAGAGGAAUGGCGAGAGUCUCGAUGUCGGAAUAAACCAGUUUAAACCGGCUCAUUCUGAUUAUAUUUUGUUCAAACUUAAAAAAUGGUCUUAAGAAUACAUGCAUUGAUCAGUAGUAUUUUGUAUACAUUGAGCAGUGUUAUUUUUAAAUACGUUGUUGUUUGUGAAUAUAAUUUUAAGUUAACCACUGAUGGCCCUAAUCUAAAAUCGUAUAUUCAUCGAAUAAAGAUAUUGCAAUAUACCUUAUAAUUGUUUUUAGUUAUUGAGUUGUUAUUAUUUCAAUACUGGGAUCAAGACUGCUACUUCGUCAACAUACUCGAUUUGAAAUAAACAACAUAAAAUAAUGAC
This is a messenger RNA of Styela clava, 1731 nucleotides long. Its product is annotated as transcobalamin-1-like. NCBI's taxonomy places the organism in Eukaryota, Metazoa, Chordata, Ascidiacea, Stolidobranchia, Styelidae. The record is from RefSeq and is a predicted model, not a curated record. Gene Ontology annotation, molecular function: cobalamin binding. Gene Ontology annotation, biological process: cobalamin transport.